Rhinocladiella mackenziei CBS 650.93 is the source of this 2739-nucleotide messenger RNA. RefSeq lists its product as uncharacterized. Lineage: Eukaryota; Fungi; Ascomycota; Eurotiomycetes; Chaetothyriales; Herpotrichiellaceae. The transcript has a single exon. Bases 1 to 2739 code for a protein of 912 amino acids. Gene Ontology annotation, molecular function: protein binding. The record is from RefSeq and is a predicted model, not a curated record.
AUGGCUGCGCGUUUCCAAGAAUGGGUGAUGGCCCAGAAUGAGGAUGCGCGAGCUGAGAUCGCCUACGAAGUUUUGCGAACCCUUCGAACCUCUCAUAUUGCCGCCGUGGUCGAAAGAUUGACUCCUCUGUUACACAUGGAUCCUCUGGAAAAGUUGCCACCUGAAAUCACAUCUCAGAUCUUCUCGUACCUAGAUGCCAACACCUUGUUGACCGCCUCGCUCGCCUCACGAACGUGGCGGGGUCGUAUUAUGGAUACGAUGCUCUGGCAAGAGUUGUACAAGAACCAAGGUUGGGGCCUGGACAACAAGGAGAUCAAAUUAUUCGAGAGCGUGCAUAACUCUUUUGUUCGACACGAAUUCAAAAAGGCGCGUGGGCAGCUUUCUGGUCAACCUCGACCUAAGAAGCGUGCCACAUCAGACUGGCUCGAGUCAAGAGGGCAGAAGGUUUCGGCUGACGUUUCUCAAUGGCGUGAACAACACGGUGUGGUUGAAGCAGAUACCGACAUGCAAUCAGAAACCGAUGACCAGGAGAUGCAGGACGCGCCAACGAGCAUUCAUAAUUCCCCCCAACGUCCAAACAAACGGCAGAGUCAAGAUUCUGGUGAUGAAACGGAUUUCUAUCCCAGUUCAGCGGAAGCGGGCGAAGACGAAGACGCGAUCAAAACAGUUCAGCCUCUUGACCCUCCUUUCAAACCCAAGUUGAUCGCCUACGAUGCCAAUGGUCGCGAAAAACUCAACUGGAUCUCUCUAUACAAGCAACGCUAUAAAUUGGAGCAAAACUGGACCACGGGACGAUUUACUACAUUUCAGCUACCACACCCCGCCUAUCCCAAUGAAGCUCACACCGAGUGUGUCUACACCAUUCAGUUUUAUGGAAAGUGGCUGGUCAGCGGUAGUCGUGACAAGACUUUGCGAAUAUGGGACCUUGAAACCAGGCGGUUACGGGGGAAACCUCUAGUCGGCCACUCUCAAUCCGUUUUGUGCCUACAAUUCGACCCCAGCGAGAAAGAAGAUCUCAUUAUCUCUGGCAGUAGCGAUGCCAGUGUUAUUAUCUGGCGAUUCUCCACCGGCCAGAAAAUUCACGAGAUUCCGUCUGCCCAUGAAGAGUCCGUUCUCAACCUCAGAUUCGACCAUCGGUAUUUGGUCACCUGUUCCAAAGAUCGACGUAUUAAAAUAUGGAAUCGUCGGCAUCUGACCGCCACAGACCCAGAUUAUCCCAAGAUUAAACGCGACAGCCCUGCACGAGUGCCUUUAUACAUUGUCAACACAUCAGAAAUGGAACCGUCUCUGUUGGAGGCCAGAAUGGCCAAUGGCAGCAUCCGAGCUCUGAAACCGUAUACGCUUUUGUUGACUCUGGAAGGACAUGGUGCCGCCGUCAAUGCCAUCCAGAUCAAUGGUGAUCUCAUCGUAUCGGCAUCUGGUGAUAGACUCAUCAAGGUGUGGAGUGCUCGAGAUGGCCGACUUUUGAGAACACUUCAGGGUCAUCAAAAGGGUAUUGCCUGCGUCCAGUUCGAUAGCAGACGGAUCGUCAGUGGCAGUAGUGAUAACACGGUGAAGAUAUAUGACCCUUACACCAGCGCCGAGGUCGCAGAGUUGAAAGGUCAUACUAAUCUUGUUCGAACCGUUCAAGCGGGAUUUGGUGACGUGCCGGGGGCUGAUGAAGAUGACAGUUGCAAGGCGAGGGAUGCGGAGAGAAAAUACUUUGAUGAUCUCAACAACGGUAUUAUUCUGGAGAAUAGAACGCGAAGUCGACGCAUCCGGAACGGCGAAAACGGGACUUCUCGACUUGCUUUGGGUUCUAAAUUGCCUCCGGGAGGCGGCGGCAGCAAAUGGGGUCGCAUUGUUUCAGGCUCUUAUGAUGAAUCGAUCAUUAUUUGGCGCAAGAAUUCGCAGGGCGAUUGGGUUGUCGGUCAGACGUUACGUCAGGCGCCGGUUGUCCAACAGACAACACGACAGCGUUCUAAUCCACAGGUGACCGUUCCGAAUCUGACACCACCGGUGUUGAAUCCGGUUGCUGCUGGUCCUGUUCCGGUGUCCGAGAUUCCUUCAACCUCAAACAAUGCCGGUCCAGCGGGAGCGGCAAAUCCCGCAGCAAUGUCUGCUUCACAGAUAGUCCAACAAGCCAUGGGAACAUCCAUGGUCAGCCUUGGAGCCGGCAUCUCAAAUGUUGUGGGCCUUGGGAGGGUAUUGAAUGGGCCGCUCACCGCAUCGCGGAAUGGUGCCAACCACCCUCAAAGCUUUUCCUCCAGUUCGGUUGUCAACGGCAAUGCUCAAACAGGAGUACCAUCUGCCAUGGCGCACCCCCAAACGGCUGUGUCUCAGGCCGUCCAACAGGCUUUGGUCCAGGCUGGACAACAAAGACCGCAGCCGAAUCACCAGAAUGGAUUGCAGAAUCCAACCCCACAGCAACCUAGCCAUAUGGCCGACGGUUCGAAUACCUCUGUAAAUGGCCAUGCUCAACCUCAGCAACAACAAAACCCCCUUCCCCAUCAUCCUCACCAUCCCCAUCCAGGAGCACAACAAUCCCAUCAAGCAGGACCAGCCCAAGCCCAAGCCCAAGCCCAUGGCCAAGGCCAACAACCUCAACCACAGCAGUCUUCUGUUUCCCGAGUUUUCAAGCUCCAAUUUGACGCAAGACGAAUCGUGUGCUGUUCUCAAGAUAGAAGAAUUGUGGGAUGGGAUUUUGCCAACGGAGAUCCAGAGAUUAUUGAAGCUAGUCGAUUUUUCGUGGGGCCUUGA